This is a messenger RNA of Suillus subalutaceus, 153 nucleotides long. RefSeq lists its product as uncharacterized. The transcript has a single exon. The coding region runs from base 1 to 153 and encodes 50 amino acids. Lineage: Eukaryota; Fungi; Basidiomycota; Agaricomycetes; Boletales; Suillaceae. The record is from RefSeq and is a predicted model, not a curated record.
AUGAUUGGGAAGUACCUAGGGGGAAACACGUACCGGUUCUAUGAAUGCGAUGUGCUCGACCUUAAGAAAAAGUACUCACUCACUGAUUUCUUUGAACAACUGUUCGACUAUGUAUUCCCCACAGAUUUCCGUAUGAUCCAGUGCCAGAAAUGA